UUUAUCUUUUAUUUAAUAUAAUAAAAUAUCUUUUUUUCCUCAUUUCCUUCUACUUUAAACUCCAUAAAUACUUUUGCUAGCUAGAGUAAAUAUAAUUUAUCAAAUUGUCAUGCAAAAAAUAAAAAAAGACAUUAACUUAGAAGAAACAUAGUAGAAACAAUAUUUCUCCUAUGAUGUGCUGUCUUAGUUUCUUUUACUACUUUUUAUAAGAUUGUCUUUUUGCUCUUUUCAUUUUCUUUAAAUUCAGUGUGUGUUUUUGGGAUUUUGAAAGAAAAAAUAUUUUAAAGCAAUGGAGAAAUAUUGUGGUUUGAGUCACUUAUUCAUGACAGUAUUUUUGAGUUGCUUCUCCACAUUCAUGGUGAUUCCACCUAUGACUGAUAUUACAUUAUCAGCCAUUUGUCCAGGCCAAGAUGAAUGCUCACUAGCUAUUUACCUCACCGGAGUUCAACAAGCGAUAGUAGGUUUGGGAUCAUUGGUGAUGAUGCCAGUAUUGGGGAACUUAUCAGACACAUAUGGGAGAAAAGUAAUGCUUACUCUUCCUAUGACUCUUUCCAUCUUCCCUUUAGCCAUACUGGCAUAUAGCAGGACAAAAUACUAUUUCUAUGCUUACUACGUGCUAAGAACACUCAUUGCUAUGAUUUGUGAAGGAAGUGUUCAAUGUAUUGCUUUCGCCUAUGUGGCUGAUAAUGUUCCAGAAAGUCGUCGUGCCUCUGUUUUUGGAGUCCUCUCUGGAAUUGCUUCCUCUGCUUUUGUCUGUGGAAACCUCUCUGCUCGCUUCUUAUCCACUGCUUCCACUUUCCAAGUUGCUGCAGCAAUGGCAGUGAUAGCUUUAGUAUACAUGAAAAUCUUCCUCCCUGAAUCGAUAACGAAUGGUAACAUUUGCUCGAAAAAAUCAGAGACUAGUUGUUUAUUGGAAAAAGCUCCAAAGAAAGGAUUCCAAUUUUUCAAGACAUUGCCUUCAUUCAGUGAUAUGCUCUGUUUGUUAAAGACCAGCUCGACAUUUUUACAUGCAGCUAUUGUUUCAUUCUUUGCCAAUGUUGCACAAGUUGGCCUUGAAGCUUCUUUACUUUUUUUCUUGAAGGCACAAUUUCACUUUAACAAAAUUCAAUUUGCUGAUUUGUUGAUAAUUUCUGGGAUAGCAGGAUCCAUAUCACAGCUACUUCUCAUGCCCAUAUUAGCUCCUGCUUUUGGAGAAGAGAAGUUGCUUUCUAUUGGCCUCUUCUUCAGUUGUCUUCAUAUGUUGCUUCACAGCAUUGCUUGGUCCUCUUGGGUCCCUUAUGCAAGUGCUAUGAUCUCAAUUUUGUCUAUUUUUGCAAUGCCAUGUUUAAAGAGCAUUGCGUCAAAACAAAUUGGGCCAAAUGAGCAGGGAAAAGUCCAGGGAUGCAUCACAGGCAUAUGUUCAUUUGCAAGUGUAGUUUCACCACUAAUUUUUAGUCCUUUAACAGCUUUAUUUCUAUCGCAAAACGCCCCGUUCCAUUACCCGGGAUUCGGUUUAGCUUGUGCUGCAUUUGCAUCAAUGCUAGCCUUCAUUCAGAGUCUUAUGAUAAAGCCUGAUAAUAAUGUAACCAAUUGGAGUGUAAAUGAUUCAAACUUAGCAUAGCCAUAGCCAAGAAAUUGGAGUAAAUUAUAUUGAUUGUAUAUAGUCUCAUGCAAUUAGUACUUUAUUACAAAUUUAUUCCAAUUUGAAGCCAAAAUUUUAGUUACUUGAGGCUCUUCCUAAUAGGAUAUUAAGAAUGUCUAGAAAUGUAUGAUUAUCCAAGUAGAUCCACUAUUACAUUAUUUUUUCAUGAAAUAUUGUAAUUUAUUAGAACAUCAUCAUGAAUGUGAUAGAAUAUCUUUGAAUGGAA
Solanum pennellii is the source of this 1847-nucleotide messenger RNA. RefSeq names its product tetracycline resistance protein, class E-like. The transcript has 14 exons. Bases 290 to 1600 code for a protein of 436 amino acids. Gene Ontology annotation, biological process: transmembrane transport. Lineage: Eukaryota; Viridiplantae; Streptophyta; Magnoliopsida; Solanales; Solanaceae. The record is from RefSeq and is a predicted model, not a curated record. Gene Ontology annotation, molecular function: transmembrane transporter activity.